Molecule: messenger RNA, 1265 nt
Organism: Sabethes cyaneus
Lineage: Eukaryota; Metazoa; Arthropoda; Insecta; Diptera; Culicidae
Product: phenoloxidase-activating enzyme 1-like
Exons: 5
Coding region: 3-1217 (404 amino acids)
Biological process (GO): proteolysis
Molecular function (GO): serine-type endopeptidase activity
Source: RefSeq, a predicted model, not a curated record
CAAUGCGUCGAAACUUAAUUUAUAGUUUGCUCUGCGUUCUUUUAUGUUUCCAAACUAUAUCAACGCAAAAGUUAGUUUCCAGCAGUGCACAAUGUUUAACACCAAUGGCGAAACGCGGAAACUGUGUACGAAUAGAUCGCUGUCCGAAGCUAUAUGCAUUAGCGAAAAGCAACAUCAUUUCACGGGAUGGAAGUGAAUUGCUAAUGAAGAGCAAAUGUGGUGAUUUCAUGGUGUGUUGCGAAGAACCCUCGGUCAUCGAGCCGGAAGAUGUCACCGCUCCACCGAGAACCACCUUCGCAGUUCAAACCACUACGACAACUACCGAGGCACCGACAACUUCUGAAGCACCAACAACUUCUGAAGCACCGACAACUAGUGAAGCACCAGUACGCACAACCACGGAAGCAGCACUACCAAAUGAGACGGUUUGCGGUAUCGACAAUGUAGGCGAACGAAUCUACGGAGGUUUAACCACCGAUCUGGACCAGUUCCGCUGGACGGUAGCUUUGGAGUACAACAUAAAGGGUUCCAGGGACGUGAAAUGCGGUGGUUCACUGAUCAAUACACGUUUCGUUGUUACAGCUGCGCAUUGUGUGUGGAGAAAUACUGCUGACCAAUUGACGGUACGACUAGGAGAGUGGGAUUUAAAUCAGGAUCCCGAUUGUGAUUUAGACGAUAAUUGCAACGAUCCGGUGCGCUUUGAAAAAGUUGACCAAAUAAUAGUGUACCCAAAUUAUAGAGGAUCUAAAACUCAUGAUAUUGCACUGCUAAGAAUGAAAACGGCUCUACCUGCAAAUUACACAAAUUUCAUUCUUCCGAUUUGUCUGCCCAGGACACCGGAACUUCUAAGUAACACGUUUACAAACUACAAUGUAACCGUGGUUGGAUGGGGGUUCACAGAGUCGAGACAAAGGAGUUCUCGCAAAUUAAGUGCCAACUUAGUGGUCACCAGUUUACAAAACUGCGACAAAAGUUUGAGAAUGUUUUUGCAGAACACAGUUUUAAAUGAAUCGCACAUUUGUGCUGCAUCACCAACGUAUGAGAAACGUGACGCUUGUAAAGGUGAUUCUGGUGGUCCGUUAAUCACUAAUUUAAAUGGCAACUGGUAUCUGGUCGGAAUCGUAAGUUUUGGCCUACCAUGCGGAAGGUCAAAUUUGCCAGGCGUUUAUGUUAGAGUGAACAACUAUAUGGACUGGAUACAAGAAAAUAUUAUAUAGUUGGCACCGGUAACAGUUGAUAGCGGUUUUAACGGCUAUUUUUUCUUA